GCUAAUGCAAAUACCCCACUAGAUAGAGUGCUGCGGUCCAGAACUGACGAAUGAUUUCUCAUAAAGUUGAUCUCCUUCUACAGUCCCUUUGGUCCCCUCCUUUUCUCGAAACAUAACCUAAGACACCUAAGACAAUCCCGUGUCUACAGUCCCAUAAUUCACCACCUUUUAUAUUUGUCCACUCUUUUACACUCUACACCUUCUCUUCUCGAUCAAUCCACCUUCAUCAAUCAAAAACCCCAGAACGAACAAACAAAUUCAAGACACCAAUCGACACAAAUUGAACCACAAUGAAGAAAUUCGGUAUCGGAAAGAAGCGCGGCGAUGGCGAUGACGACUCGAACCGUUCCGCCCUUUUUGGAAAGAGGGGCUCACCAGGCCCAGCAUCCGACAACCCCUAUGCUCAAUCUCAACCCGCGAACGACCCAUACAUGAAUGAUAACAAUAAAUUCGCCAAUAUGACACCCUACCAGAAAGUUCGCUCCCGUGCCGACGCACCAGGCGGCCUUCCAAGCGGCCCAUCCCCUCAGAGUGGCUACGGCGGUCCUCCCCCUGUCUCUCGCAGUGGAAGCAACUAUUCUUCUACAACAACCCUCCCUCCCUAUUCCAGCGCUCCGCCAUCGGGUGGUCCACCUGGCGGCUACGCCAACGAUCGAUACGGUACAUCCUCCGGCUACGGUGCUAGCAAAUACAGUAAUAACUCCAAUUCCGCUCGUGCUGGUGGCUACGGCGGUCUGGGCCGAACCGACAGUAAUGACACAGAUGCUAAUCGAGAUGCGCUCUUCUCCGGCGCCCGCGACCGUUACGACCAACGACAGACUACUGGACAAAAUGAUGCUUACGGAGCAUCUGGUGCGUCUGGACCUUCUGGCGCUGACUCAGGCGCUAGCAAGUACGGUGGCUACGGCGAGCAACGUGAACUUACCGAGGAAGAGCAAGAGGAACUCGAAGUGGACGACAUCAAGCGACAAAUCAAGCAAGAGAAAUUGGCCUCUGCACAAACGGCAGAGAACUCGGCGCGCAUCGGUCAACAGACAGUAGAACUCGCAUCACAGACUCUCGCCCGUCUCGGUGGCCAAGCCGAACGACUCAAUUACACCGAAACUCUUAUUGACAGGGGCGGUUUCUCGAGCCGAGAGGCCGAGGAACAAACUAAGAAGCUCAAGAGUCUGAACCGAAGCAUGUUCGCCGUGCACGUUAGCAACCCAUUCACAGCCAAGAAGAGGACAGCGCAGAUGGAACAGAAGGUUCUAGACGAGAACCGUGCUGACCGGGAAUUGCGCGAGUCCACGCGAAAGGAUGGAUACGUAGGCAACCAGCGUAUGGAAGCCGCUUUCCGACAAGUCGAUGCCAGUGGAAAAAACAGCGGCUGGCAGAAGCAGAGUGCUGCCGAGAAGUCCAAAUAUGCGUUCGAGGACGAUGAAGAGGAUGAAGAGGCAGAGGAUAGAAUUGAGAACAGUAUGGCGCAAACCGCCCAAUCUGUUAGCCAGCUGAACACAUUGGCACACCUCCUGGGUAACGAAAUCGAUACCCAGAACCAGGUCAUCGAUAGGAUCGGCAGCAAGAGCGACAAAUUGAGCGAUGCCACCGCCGUACAAACCCGCCGACUCAAAACUAUCAGAUAAGUCGUAAUAUUGGGUAUAUCGCGGUUGGAUAGGCAGAGUAGGAGGAGAGCAUUUACAAUGUUCCUAUAGCCUACAAUAGCAUGAUGGGAAUAGGCUUGAUCAUCUCGUUUUCUCGGUUUGCGGGCGAAUAUCAUGUGCUUCGUGGAUGAAGUAUAACGAACGAACUAUAGCAUGUCUUCAAGCUUCGAUUUCAAGGGGCUUGUUCCUAUAAACGCCCUCAGGAGUGGCGGCGCAUGGGUGCGCGAUAUCUCGAUCCUGAUAUAGAAUAAUAGCACUGCAUUUUCCUUUUCCUGAA
Molecule: messenger RNA, 1920 nt
Organism: Hypoxylon trugodes
Lineage: Eukaryota; Fungi; Ascomycota; Sordariomycetes; Xylariales; Hypoxylaceae
Exons: 2
Coding region: 291-1625 (444 amino acids)
Biological process (GO): exocytosis; vesicle fusion
Cellular component (GO): SNARE complex; plasma membrane
Molecular function (GO): SNAP receptor activity; syntaxin binding
Source: RefSeq, a predicted model, not a curated record